Molecule: messenger RNA, 1955 nt
Organism: Xiphias gladius (swordfish)
Lineage: Eukaryota; Metazoa; Chordata; Actinopteri; Istiophoriformes; Xiphiidae
Gene: ube2na
Product: ubiquitin-conjugating enzyme E2Na
Exons: 4
Coding region: 232-696 (154 amino acids)
Source: RefSeq, a predicted model, not a curated record
UGUGGUGCAUGAGUCUGAUGCAUCUGUUGUUACACUUUCUAACCUUUAUAUUGAUGCAGUUUUACAUGAUAUCUGUGUUAAACGCUGACUGCACAUCAGAUGAGCUGCUGCUGCUCGGCUCCGCUCUCCAUCCUCUGUCAGGACGCAAAGGACCCGGAAGACGUGUGUUUGCUGUCAAUGCCAACGACGGAGAGGAGGCAUCGAGAGCUAAAAGCCCGCAUUUAAGACAAGAUGGCAGGACUGCCCCGCAGGAUCGUGAAGGAAACUCAGCGUUUGCUUGCAGAGCCUGUGCCAGGCAUCAAGGCAGAGCCAGAUGAAAGCAACGCCCGCUACUUUCAUGUGGUCAUUGCUGGACCUCAGGACUCCCCUUUUGAGGGGGGCACAUUUAAACUUGAACUCUUUUUACCAGAGGAAUAUCCCAUGGCAGCUCCUAAAGUACGCUUCAUGACCAAAAUAUAUCAUCCCAAUGUGGACAAGUUGGGAAGAAUAUGUCUAGACAUUUUGAAAGAUAAAUGGUCACCAGCUCUGCAGAUUCGCACAGUGCUGCUAUCAAUCCAGGCAUUACUAAGUGCACCCAACCCUGAUGAUCCCCUAGCAAAUGACGUUGCAGAGAAGUGGAAGUCCAAUGAAGCUGAAGCCAUAGAAACAGCCAAGACAUGGACCAGGCUUUAUGCUGGAAACAAAAAUGAAGUGUAGAGCCGCCUAACAAGUGGAGACACAAUUGGAAGUCAAGUGUGAACACAACUCCUCAUGUUCCGCCAAGACCUCUUCCUACUUCAUUUGCAUUUAAAGGACACAGUCUUAAAUAUGUGUGUGUAUGGAUAUAUAUAUAUAUGUGUGUAUAUAUAUAUAUGUAUGUGUGUGUGUAUAUAUAUAAUAUAUAUAUAUAUAUACAUACACAUAUACAUAUACAUAUAAAUUAUAAAAUAAACAUAAAUAUAAAGUAAAGGAAAAUACAACUGCUGACAAGUGGUGAUUUAAAUGCACCCUAGUAAUGAAAUGGCUCGUCUUUGUCCUUACUCACUACUGUUGAAAUGCAUGGGCAGAGGUUUUAGAUCUACUCACCUGGCUUUCUUUGUCCAUUGAUUUUUUUUUUUUUUUUGGGAGGCUUUUGCCAACUGCUGCUGCUUGUACAAGCGUGUAUAAGGGGAGGGGUGUCCUGUUGGGGAGGGGAGGGGAGGGAGAAAUUUGCUAGAUGUGGUCAUUAUGGUAUGCAUUUUAUGUUUGUUUUUUUUUUUAACUUUGUUUUGCUGUUUGUUUAUUAAAAGCAGCUAACUACUACUAACCCACUGUAUGUAAAAACUCACCUGGAGACGGACCGGACAGCAGCAGGACACACAAGCAAUCGUAGCCAUGCGUCUUCUUCAAGUCACAGCUGGGUUUAUUAAAUACAAAAUAAUAUGACUAAAAGAAACAAACUGAGCCUGCCACAUUAACUUUCAACCACUCUCAGUAUAGACUUGGAUGUACUGUAGGCUUGGGAAUGGUGAAAGAGAAUGUUGAGGGUAGGGUGGACAUUGUGGACCUUUCCUUAGUUUUAGCACAUAGUGUAUGUUUUAUUACCAUAUCCAGUCUUUUAUAUGUGAAUCUUUCCGGCUAUUGAAACACUAACUACUCUGCUUGUUUCCAUGUAUGUCAUCACAGUCUAAUUCUACAAGACUCAGUGGUUUACUUUCUUCAAUGGCAUUUAUUUCACAAAGCGUUGACUACAUUUAAACUGUCAGUUGUUUGACGACGUAAGGGGCUGACCUGUGUUAGAUGAAAUGCUGGGUUGUUUUCGGGAUCAAACUCCAAAAGAUGAUCAAGGCUGUGACUCUGGAUUGUCGUAAUUGGUCUUUGGCUGAAAAGUCUGUAUUCAGUUCACUGUUUGUAAAUUCAAUCUUUCUAUUGAUCUGUGGAGGAAAUAUUUUCCUGCUCUCAGAAUGCUAUGAAACAGUUCACCUGCAUACUUUUAU